GCAAACCAACCAGAGUUUAUAUGGCCCGAUGAUACCACUGAGGAAAUACAACAGGCUGUCCAGCAGGCUUUCAGAGACGCUGUGACCCUGGCUAGAGUUGCAGCAGCCACAUUUGACCAUUGUGAGGAUGUUUUCCUACGAUAUUUCAAGCAGAUUGAUGGUGUAUUCGUCCAAAAUGUGUUCAAAACGGUCGCAAACAUGCCUCUCACAGCUAAGAUUGAUGAUGGCACCGUUAUCGAUAUCCUUUCAAGCGCCGAUGUCCACGAGAUGUCGCCACUAUUCAACCACCUUGUCCUCAGCGUGGGAAACCAUCCCGAUUUACCCAGCACCAAAAAACUCUGCGGAAAGUCGGAAAAUGGGAUGACCCCAUUGGCGUUCACCUUUUUGAGCCAUGCUCUCGGCGACUGGGCGUGGAUCUCUCUGUGUGAAGACGUCUGGCAAUACCCAAGCCUCGAACAAAUAUACGACCCAGGUGAGGCAAGAAAGGGUAAGCAAGGCUGGGGCUGCGAUGGCUUGGGCGAUCACGACUCGGAGUUAAUGACAACGAUUGGUGGUGUGCUGUUGCACGAGCUUAUGCACUGGACCAGUUUGCUCGAAAAUGUCCCGAAUUUCGAUGAUCUGAUAGAGGAGGGUGAAAUUGGCUUCCCACAGAUUGGAGAUUUCCCCGGACCAGAUCCCCCGGAUGGAUAUGGCACAUUCCACGCCAAGCAGCUCAAGUCGGUUGAAAAUGCGGACAACUAUCGAUGUUAUGCUGAAUCGAAGUACUGGCAGUACAAAUGUGGGCACACGUUCAAGGAGUCAAUGAAUUUGGCGGAUGACCUGGCAAGAACUGGUACCAGAUUUGAACCUGCACCGCCAGAA
This is a messenger RNA of Exophiala aquamarina CBS 119918, 861 nucleotides long. RefSeq lists its product as uncharacterized. The annotation marks the transcript as partial. Lineage: Eukaryota; Fungi; Ascomycota; Eurotiomycetes; Chaetothyriales; Herpotrichiellaceae. The transcript is spliced from 2 exons. Gene Ontology annotation, molecular function: metallopeptidase activity. The record is from RefSeq and is a predicted model, not a curated record.